Molecule: messenger RNA, 2320 nt
Organism: Bacillus rossius redtenbacheri
Lineage: Eukaryota; Metazoa; Arthropoda; Insecta; Phasmatodea; Bacillidae
Exons: 13
Coding region: 452-2056 (534 amino acids)
Biological process (GO): protein phosphorylation; intracellular signal transduction
Cellular component (GO): cytoplasm
Molecular function (GO): ATP binding; protein serine/threonine kinase activity
Source: RefSeq, a predicted model, not a curated record
AUUUUAAUUUAUAGGCUUUAGUAAUUUCCGUUUCCGAGUCGGUUGUCACACGCAACCGCCGCUUGGGAGCGCGACCGCCGAGGCGAGUGACGUGACGUGCGACGGAAGCCUACAACUCACGUAGUUUCGGUUCCCUGCAAGAAUUUCCGAAGAUUUCCGAAGUUUUGCGUUCUGGUGUUAACGUCACUUCAGCCGCUAAAUCAGAAGUUUCCAAUGAAAACGAUCAUAUUGUGACUGGCCUAACCUAACCUAACCCUUCGAUUUUUUUUAAUUUCAAUUUUUGAGAGAAAUCCGAAGCUGCACGAACGUGGUAGGGAACUGAAACUACGUGAGUUGUAGGCUUCCGACGCACGACAGUGCUUGCAGUGGACCGCGCGGACUGGAAUCGAACAGGGAGAAUCGACCCGUGGCAGGUACGAGACGGACGCGAAGGGCCGGCGCUCCGCGGGGCAUGAAGACGUCAGGAGCGGUGCACCGUAACAGCACACCGUUGGCCCCGACAACCCGCAACACAAGGAUACAUUGUGGCGUGUGUACUACCUGGGCUACUGUCAGGCGCCACUCUAUCUGUGAGUGCGGAGCUUCUGGGCCAGACCGCGCGAGGGCGGGAGAGUCUAGUGUCAGCGGGCUCCAAGGGGGCCGAAGCGCUGUCUGUCCCCGUCCGCCCGGUCAGGUGGCGGUGAAGGUGAUCGACACGGCGCGCCUGAGCGACGACUACUGCCUCAGGAACCUGCACAGGGAGGCGUCGCUGCUGUCCCGGCUGUCGCACCCCAACAUCGUCAGCCUGUUCCAGGCCGUCCGGGGCGGGCCCGUGUACCUGCUGGCGAUGGAGCGGGUGCUGGGAGGCGACCUGCGCAGCCACGUGAGGAGCCGCGAGGGAGGUCGGCUGUGCGAGGAGGCAGCGCGCCGGUUCGGCCGCCAGCUGGUGUCCGCCGUGGCGCACAUGCACUCCAGGGGCGUGGUCCACAGGGAUUUAAAGAUGGAGAACGUGUUGCUGGACGAACAGAAGAAACAUAUCAAGAUAGUCGACUUCGGGCUGAGCAACCUGUGGGACGCGCGCACGCGGCUGUCCACCAACUGCGGCUCGCCGGAGUACGCUGCCCCCGAGCUGUUCGACGCGGGGAAGCGCUACGGACCGGGCGUCGACCUCUGGAGCCUGGGCGUGAUCCUGUUCGGCAUGGUCGCCGGCCGCCUGCCCUUCGUGCUCGCAGCGCCCGAGGCGCAGCACAGCGGACGCACGCGCAAGCACGUGGAGCUCAUCAGCAAGGGCCUUGGCGAGCCGCAGCGCAGCGCCAUCGCCGACAAGUCGCCCGAGUUCCAGAACGUAGUAUCCCGCCUGUUAACACCCAACGCCAGAGCACGCAUAUCUAUACGUGAACUAUCACUCCAUCCAUGGAUCACUGGCCACCAAAAAAUUAAUCCAACCCCAGGAAACAAACAUCUACAUACUGAAGCAUAUAGUUUGGCGGUGUCGAAACUCUCCAAGCUGCUCCGCAUGGACGUCGAGGCCGUCCGGAAGCGCGUGUCGGAGGACAGCAACGGAGACAUCGCAGGUGCGCUCAACAUCGCGGUGCACCUGCAGCUGCGCGGCGGAGGCUCGUCGCCCGCGCCCGUGAGGCACGCCCAGGUGGGAGUCCCCCCGGUCGUGGGGCGGCCUCCUGCGGCGAGCCGGGCCCGGGGACGCGACGAGCAGUCGCCGGGACUCCUGCUCCGCCAGAUGGCCGCCCUGCGCUGCGGUCCGCUCCAGAGGAGACCUGCGGUUGCCCGGCAGACGAGCCACAGACAUGUUUCAACUGCAGUGUCUUCACCCUGUGUCAACAAAUGUUCCAGAAGCUCUCAACUGCCUUGUGACCAAUGUAAAUAUACGCACUUCAAAAUGGUGCGUGGGAUGCCGGUGGAAAUAAAAACUGGGGAAGCAGUUCUUGGUUUCAACCAUUUAUUCGAAUGCAAGAAGGAAAGAGAAUACAUGAAAUCAUCACAAAUAAGUGAACGCUUCAACAUACUGUUUAUGAGAAAAACUCCAUCCAUCACCUUUCCACAUACACCUCUUACAUAGUUGCUGAUAUUGUUUUAUAAUCUCUUUUAUCAAUAUAAUAUUUCAAUAUCAAACAAAAUUUGCUUUUUAGUAACUUUUGAUCUAAAUUUUAAAAAAUUUUAAAAUGUGAUUAUUCAUAAAGGUUUUCAUUUUUAUUUAUUAAUUUAAAUUAAAGUUUCUUUUCAUGUUAUCAAUUUUUGUUAAGUUCUUAAUCUAUUAGGCAUUUACAUUUAUAUGACUUUGAUUUUUUAUAGUUUUUAUUUUACUAGGCUGUAUACAUUUUGG